This is a messenger RNA of Lachnellula hyalina, 402 nucleotides long. RefSeq names its product putative hemerythrin-like protein. NCBI's taxonomy places the organism in Eukaryota, Fungi, Ascomycota, Leotiomycetes, Helotiales, Lachnaceae. The coding region runs from base 1 to 402 and encodes 133 amino acids. The record is from RefSeq and is a predicted model, not a curated record. The transcript has 3 exons.
AUGCUCGUCUCAGAAGCCAUUGGUGUAGACUACCAAUACCUAGACGAAUGGUACGAGAACCUCAAGUCCGCCCCUACCACAGAUGACAAGAUAAAAUGGCGCAACAUGCUCGUAUGGAAUACCGCCCGCCACGCAAUCAGCGAAGAGCUUACCCCUCCCAAACUCACAUCCGCUCUUACAUUACAGGUCAAAGAAGAUCUCUACACACUCCAAUCCCUUUCGCCCUCAGACCAAAACUUCGCCCCUCUCCUCGAGCACCUAAUGCACGACCUGCACACCCACAUCGAGCACGAGAAAACCGAAGGCAUGCCUCAUCUCGAAGCCAAACUGUUCCGUGAGGAAAGCGAGACGAUGAUGGAGAGCUUUCCGGAUGAGGAAACGAAGAGUGCGGAGGUUGAUUAG